Messenger RNA from Polistes canadensis, 1285 nucleotides. It is a transcript of the gene Zfrp8, whose product is annotated as programmed cell death protein 2. The transcript has 4 exons. Lineage: Eukaryota; Metazoa; Arthropoda; Insecta; Hymenoptera; Vespidae. The coding region runs from base 89 to 1186 and encodes 365 amino acids. Gene Ontology annotation, cellular component: cytoplasm; nucleus. The record is from RefSeq and is a predicted model, not a curated record.
CAAUAAUCUAACCUAGCAUUAACAUUUAUUUGAUGCCUUUUUAAUUCGUCUUUAAUUGUGUAACUUCUAUUAAAAACACGUGCACAAAAUGCCAGUUGAUUUAGGUUUCGUUGAAAAAUGUGAGCCCUGGCAAUUGGAAAGUAGAUUUUUUCCAAGUAAAAUAGGUGGUAGACCAGCUUGGUUAGAUUUAAAAAAUAUACCCAGCAAGGAAGAUCUUGAAUGCGAAUAUUGCAAAAAUCCAUGCACUUUUUUGUGUCAAAUUUAUGCCCCAUACGAGGAAGAUGAUGAUGCAUUUCAUAGAAUGUUGUAUGUAUUUAUAUGUAAGGAUCCAAGUUGUUGUAAAACAAAUGAAAAUGGGAAUUUAAAGGUUCUGCGCUCUCAGUUAAAUAGAUUCAAUCCCUUUUAUCCUUCAGAACCACCUAUAGAAAAAGAAGACUGGAGAACGGAUAUCAGUACCGAUUCUUGGUGCAAAACUUGUUGCGUUUGUGGCAUCUCAGCACUGAAUCAUUGUUCCAAAUGCAAAAUUGCUAAUUAUUGUUGUCGCAAUCACCAAAUCUUUGAUUGGAAACAAGGCCAUAAACAUAAUUGUGGCAAUAAUGUAAAUAUAAGUAAUAGUUUUCUCUUUCCCGAAUAUGAACUAGUAAUAGAAUCUGAAGAAAGUAUAAAUGAAGAUGAUGAAGAUUGUAAUGAAAUAGAAGAAAAAGAAAUGGCAAAAUACAAAUCCAUGGUACAACGUAACGAAACAGGAUCCUUCCAAGCUGGAAAAGAUGAGGAGGAUUUAGUAAAAAUGGCCAAUGCUGAUGAAGAUGAAAUAUUUGCUCGAUUCCAUGCAAGAAUUGCUCACAAUCCAGAACAAGUUGUAAGGUAUGAAAGAAAUGGACAAAUUUUAUAUAUUUCAGAUAAUACAAACAUUCAGAAUGUUCCAAAAUGUUCAUUGUGUGGUGGAGAAAGACAAUUUGAAUUUCAAAUCAUGCCCCAAUUGCUGAAUUUCUUUAAUUACGAAGAUGUUAUUAAUUCAGUAGAUUGGGGUAUACUUGUUAUAUUUACUUGCAAAAAAUCUUGUAUGCCUAAUGAAAAAUAUGCAAUGGAGUAUAUAUGGAAACAAGAUAUUGUAUCAGAUAAAAUUGAUAGUUCGUCUGAAAAUAAAAAUGAUUCUACAAAUUAUAUUUAUUCUUUAAAUGCUUAACUUUACCUUUACAUUUUUUUUUUUUAAUAAUAUCCAAAUGAUAAUUCCUUAAAGAUAACAGUUCACUUUUGCAUAAACUUUGAUAAAACAGUUAUAUUA